AUGGUGGUUCUUCAUUCCCUCGUUCUUUUCGUGGACGAACCCAACGUACUACACGACGAAAUCCUUGGGUACUUGAUAACGACCUGCGACAUGACCAUGGCUAUGACUACUUCAUUUCUAAAGAAACACCGACAAAUACGUCGGAAAACCAGCUCAUCGACGUUGGGAAAGAACAUCGUUCAGAGCGACAAGAGAAGUGAGAAGAGGACUAGGAUCGUCAAGUCCGAUAUACGGUUACCAAGACCAAUCAGAAGAGAAGAGGACUAUCUUUAUCUUCCUCUUUCCUUACAGUUUCCCUACCCUCCUCUUCCAACGCCGUCCAACCCAAACUUCUCGCCACUUUCGUCGCCAAGCUCAACGUCCAGCGGCUUACCACGUACGCCUCCCGAAACGUCGCCCAGCUCAUCACCUCUCUUGAAAGCCCAAUCCAAACUAGCGUUCAUCACACCUCUCAGUAUCUCGAAAAGUACUGAUUUAACUUUUGGGAACUUUUUUUCCGCACCGCUUUCCCCGACGUCCUCUGAAGAGACAUUUGAUGAACCAAUCUCUCCCAUCAGUCCUAUGAUGUCGUUUGCAUCGCCCAUAUACCCGCUGACCUCGAGGGCACAGGAUGACCCUUUCAUCAUAAUACCGCCUCUCACACCUCUAUCAGAGCACGAUGAAGACGACGAAGAGCCAUCAAGGCCAACAUCAGAUGUAGAGUCUGACGACGAUUACUAUACCAACGCUCUCAGCUCCUUACUCACUUUAAGUUCGCGGAUGCCCCAACAAAACCAACACCCUUCCACCCGACCCGAAUCCAUGCUUCGAGCACAGUGUGAAAUCUCGAAAUUACCAAAUAUUCCUCUCGACGAGGAAACAACCGGUUUUGAAGCAACACGCAAAGCCUGCUUCCCAUCUGCUCAACUUGAUCCAGCCUGGGGAAGACGAAGCUUCUUAAUACCCACGCGCUCGCCCCCACCGCCACCAAUUGCCGUCACUCCAGAAUCCGCUACGUCGCCCGCAUCAUCACCAGCUCAAACCUUGCGACCUCGCCCACCGUCGUUAAAGAUAACCAAACCUUUUCCUAGAAUGAGCGUUGUUCCUCUUGACACUCUUGAAGAGGAUGACGUUGGCGACACGUCCCUCUUGAGCUACUACGGUGUUUCCCCGUCUUACGGCGCAUUCUCUUCUUCUUCUUCUUCUUCCUCUCGUGCCUCGCUGGGUGACUUUGAGCUCCAGUUUGAGAUGGAUUUGGAAUCAGAUCUGAAGUUCCCAGUCUCGUUACCCGGCUCUCCCUCCGAUGUUGAAGCUGACGAAGAUGGCGACGAUGAAUGGAUGGCUUCUCCAACUGAAGAACAACUAUUGGUAAAGCAGGAUCAAUUCGAGGGAUCUAGAGAUCACACAGAAUUAGACGAAAAACGGCCAGUACAUGCCCUUCGAUCCCGGUGGUCGUCGUCGACUUUAUCCUCGAUCCAUCAUUUGCAAUCCCCUAGGACGCCUUCGACUGUGUCCAAAUUCAAGCAUUAUCUUCGAGGUUCGAUAAAUAAAAAGGAAGGAACCUCUCAUCGCAAGGGCAAACGAGGAGUCGUUGUUCUUGGUCCUUCCUCGUCAGCUUUUAUGUCUGCCUCCCCCCCAACACCAUUUUCGCCCAGUGCGAAGUCAAUCCGGUUCGCUAACACCCCGAUUCCCCGAUCCCCGAGUACGACGGCAUCCUCCUUUGGAUCCCCGCAGUCGCCUACAUUUUCGGAUGUUGAGGAGAUGAUGUCGUUCUCUGCUUUUUUGCCUGUCGGAUCACCUACUACAAAACCGCCGAUUCCUACCUCACCAAAACCCACUCGUGUACGAAGGAGACCGAGCACAUCCUCGAGUUCAAACACGAGUACGACGAGUAGUGGAAGUGAGAGAUUGAAAAGGAAGCCUAUCCCCGUGGAGAUGUUUCUGAGGGUUUGA
Messenger RNA from Marasmius oreades (fairy-ring Marasmius), 1932 nucleotides. RefSeq lists its product as uncharacterized. Bases 1 to 1932 code for a protein of 643 amino acids. Lineage: Eukaryota; Fungi; Basidiomycota; Agaricomycetes; Agaricales; Marasmiaceae. The record is from RefSeq and is a predicted model, not a curated record. The transcript has 3 exons.